Girardinichthys multiradiatus is the source of this 879-nucleotide messenger RNA. It is a transcript of the gene nkx3-1, whose product is annotated as NK3 homeobox 1. Gene Ontology annotation, biological process: cell differentiation; regulation of transcription by RNA polymerase II. Gene Ontology annotation, molecular function: RNA polymerase II cis-regulatory region sequence-specific DNA binding; DNA-binding transcription factor activity, RNA polymerase II-specific. NCBI's taxonomy places the organism in Eukaryota, Metazoa, Chordata, Actinopteri, Cyprinodontiformes, Goodeidae. Gene Ontology annotation, cellular component: nucleus. The transcript is spliced from 2 exons. Bases 54 to 641 code for a protein of 195 amino acids. The record is from RefSeq and is a predicted model, not a curated record.
UCCACACCUCAGCCUUCUGGUACUCACAAGUCUCCGAUUUCUGGGAAUACUGGAUGGAAAUGUCUGGUGCAGUCAAACCUGUGACAUCUUUCUUCAUCAAGGACAUCCUGUCUAAUAAGGACUGCAAGAGACUGGGUGGUAAAUGCAGCUCGCCGAUGGAAAAAUGUUCAGAUUGGAGAGAGGAAUCUGAGAAGUCGUCAGCACACCUCUAUCUUCAGGAGUCUACCACUGGAAUGCAGACAGAAUCUUCCGACACAUCCCGUCCCAGUUCCUCUGAGUCAAGUUUCUCCUCUGCGGGAAAACAGAAGCGAUCCAGAGUGGCCUUCACGCACCUCCAAGUGCUUGAACUGGAAAAAAAAUUCAGCCACCAGAAAUACCUGUCAGCUCCAGAGAGGGCCCACUUGGCCAGCACCUUAAGACUGACUGAGACCCAGGUGAAGAUCUGGUUUCAGAACAGGCGUUAUAAAACGAAGCGAAAACAGCAGACUGCAGAGCUCUGUAAGGAUGUAUACAAAGCAGAGGGACUGGACUUGCGAGAGGAUUUGAUCAGUGCAUCACUAAUCACCUCCUUCUGCAAAUCCUACCAGUACAGACCCUACCUGUGGGACUACAGUGGAGCCUGGGGGCCAAUAUUAUGGUAGAAAAAAGUCAUGACAUAUUAUAAUUAGCCAGUGCGAAGGGACACCUGGACUCGAAGUUUCUUGUCUUUCAGCUGACACAUUUUGAAUUGAGUGGAUGCUUCUCUAUUCAUAUAAUAAUUUUGUCCAAACAAUCAAACUUUGUGCUGUUUGGACAUGCCUUGUGAUUGCACGGUAACCUGAACAAAACUGUUUGGUAUUGUUGAUUAUUUCAAUAAUAAAUUAUUUUUGAUGAAGCUCA